Molecule: messenger RNA, 5965 nt
Organism: Neolamprologus brichardi
Lineage: Eukaryota; Metazoa; Chordata; Actinopteri; Cichliformes; Cichlidae
Source: RefSeq, a predicted model, not a curated record
UGUGUGUCAGUUUCGCUGGGACCCGCGGUCGAUGCCGGCGAGGAGGGGGAUGGGCGCCUCUGCGAAUGUAAGGACCGAGACAGAAUCAGAGCUCUGUAUCACAUACAGCAGCUUAUGCCCCAUUAUAAAUAGCGAUUGUAAAUAUACAAGACACUAAAAUAAACUGAUGUAUUUGCCGGGGAGCUGAUAUAGAUACUCAAUGGAUGCAGUGCACGUGAACAGCACAGGGAAUUUAACUUUCCGUCUAUGCGUGGGAGACCCUGAGAAGUUUGUUUCCUAACCCUGGAGAGGGAGCCACUUAUAAGGGCAAAGGAUACAGGAGACUCCGAGGCCGAUAUACAGGCCUACUGGUCUGAUUGGAAUUGAUGUUGGGAUGCUCUAAGGACUUCCUACUUUACAUUAUAUUACCUCGUUUAUACAAGUUUGGAAUGCCUCUUUAGGUCCCCCAUGACCGUGAGCCGUGGGCUACGGCUCGGCGGCACCCCACCUCUGGAGUGGUCUGUUGCUGUAAUUGGGACCCUGUGAUUCCUCGCUUCACCUCUCCUCCUUCCCCUAUCCCAUCCUGUCCCCCCCCUUCCCCUCCCCUUCCUCCCCCCUCUUCCCCCCCUCCCACGCGUCGCUGUGCUGGACGUCAUGAGCAUAGUAAUCGCUCUGGGAGUCACCACACCUGAAACGUCUUAUUCAGAUAUGGCUGCUGGAUCAGACCCUGAGUCAGUUGAAGCAAGCCCUGCAGUGAAUGAGAAAAACUACAACAACCACAGCUGUGGGAGCGCACAGAGUCAUGGGUAUCGGGGGCUACCAUAUGCUAUGCAACAGUCUUCCGUUGUGUGUUGUCAGGAUCACAACUAUGGCGCGCCCCCUCCCCCAACCCCACCCGCCUCCCCGCUCUCUCAAACCAUCAUUCCCCGUAUGGAUCUCAACGGCGUGGUACGCAGCUCUCACUAUCACGAUACUGCUGAGGACAACUCGGCCGACAGCGACAGCUCCUCAGAGGAGGACGGGGCCUCCUGGUGUCACUGCAACCUGACGCCGGACGGCCUGCUCAUCAAAUGCGACAACUGCAGGGGACUGGACAGAAGGAAAGGAGUAAAAGGCCAACACAGGAAGAAAACAGAAAAUGUCUCAGCUGGAGAGAGUAGCGCAACAGAGAGUGGUGAUGAAGAGGUGUCACCCUCCACCAUCUCCUAUACUGCCACCCAGCACACACCAACCAGCAUCAAACUCACUGUCAACAGAGUCAAAAGGAGCAAAUCCAAAAAGAGGAAGAAGAGCACAGAGAAGGCCCGUGGAGCACAGAAGGCCAAGAAGAUUAAAAACUCUACCACAGAGGCUAGUGUGUUGGAUGAGAACACAGAAGAGGGAUGGGAGAGCAGGAUCCGCCAGUGGACAGACCAGUAUGAGGAGGCUCUUGCCAACCAGUACAGCGCAGAUGUGCAGACACUGCUCCAGCUUCACCGAUCAACCAGUACCACCAUCUCAAAGGGCGAAAGUGGUGCCACGACACCUGCUUCAACCACACAGAUACAUGCCUCAAUGGAUUCUAUGGACACCAUCAACCGCACUGAGCUGACCUGUAACAACACGGUUUUGGGCUCACAGAUGCAGGAGAGACUGACAGAUGAAGUUAAGGUGGAAGAGGGGGACGAAGGAGAAGUUGAUGAAAAUGGGGUCAUCUCCAAUAAAAAAUCUCUGAACAUCCUCGAAAGGAGGAGGAGAAGAAUAGGAGGAGCUGAAGUCAAGGAGGAGGGUUUAGAAACUGAGGAUGGGGCAGGAAACCCCACAGGGAACUCCUCCAUCCCCCAACACACUGGAGUUGGGAUCAGCACGCGACGCACCACCUAUGUUGUGGAAGCACCAUCUAUUGAAGAAAAACCCUCCCUCCCCAUCCCGCCUGCCCCUGUUGCUCCCCCUAAACCCAUAAAACCCACCAAGCCUCGUCCUAAGAGUCGAAUAUCUCGCUACCGCUCAAGCUCAUCCCAGCGUGCCCGACGGCAACGCCAAGCCCUCGCCCAACAAGCUGCAGCAGCUGCAGCAGCAGCGAGGGCAACAACACCAACAUCAGCAGAUCAGGGUGCUGCUGUGGACGAGGAGGGAAGUCAGGGUGCAUACGGUGCUGAACACAGCCACGGGGAGAACAGCCUGGGCGGUCCUCUUGUAGAUGGAGAUGGCCAAGGCCUUAACUGCAUGAACAGAGGCAAUCUGCGGUACCCCAAGACCAAGAAGUACCUGGUGACAGAAUGGCUAAACGACAAAAUUCCUGGAGGAGAGAGAAUCCACCAGGAGGUGCCUGUUGAGCGCCCACUGCGGAUAACCACUGACCCCACAGUUCUAGCCACCACGCUGAACAUGCUUCCAGGUCUCUCUCAGUCAUCACUCAUCUGCACCACACCCAGACACUACAUCCGCUUCGGUUCCCCGUUCAACCCUGAGAGACGCCGGCCUCGUCCGCUCCAAAUGGAUGGCACUUACGGCUGCUACAAAAAGAACAUAUCAUCCCCUGAGGCGUCUCCUGUCCAUCGUCCCGAGUCCAUAUCCCCUGAGCCAUGUCUUCAGACAGACUUCGAUGCCUCUCGGCUGCAGUUCCCAGACCUGUCACUCCCCUCCAACAUGGAGAGCCCUGUUGCCAUGACCUCGGAUGAUUUUUCCCAAUCUGGAGCAGGCCAAGAUUCGCAGGGCCCAUCUUCUGUAGGGACCAGUUCCCUAAACCCACUGUCAGACAUAAACCCCCAAAACAGGGAGCAGGCCUUCAGGACAGAGUUCAACCUCAUAUAUACCUGCUCUCCCCUCAACGCCAACCUGGGCAACCCGACAGCCACCGACCGACGCCUCUCCCAGUCAGAAGGGGGAUUCUCACCUGCAGAUUCCUUCCACGGUUCGAUAAGCGGCCAGGGCCUGUUUGGAGAAGUGGGCCCCGGGUCCAUGUCACCGUUUGGAGAGCCCCAUUUUGGAGGAGGCUACCCUGACAAUGGCACACCGCCUCACACCAGCAAUCCACCACAAAAAAAGAAGGUGUCUUUGCUGGAAUACCGCAAGAGGAAGCAGGGCAGCGGUCGUGACUCGGAGCCAGCCAGCAGCAGCUCCUCUCUGGGUGGCACUUCCAUACAGCCUGCCUCCCACUACAACAAGGAGUCCCAUCAUCCUCAUAACCAUCAGCAGAUGCCGCUUCCAGCAUCUCCACACAGCACCUUCUCAUCCUCAGCACACUCCACCUCAGUCCCACACGUAGAGGAAGUCAGUCCUCCGGAGCAGCAGGGCUUGUCAGUGCAGUCCAGACGCCAGGACAGCAACAACCAGUGGAUGGUCCCCACUACUGUUGAGCGUCUGAGGGAAGGCCAGGGGGUUCUAGAGCGAGUGCUGAGAAGCUUCAAGGUGGACCGGAGUUACAAGAGGAGUGAAGGCUCCAUAGAGAAGGAAUCUGAUGUAGAUCGAUAUGAGAUGCAGGCAGCGUCCAUGGCUCCUUCCACGAAGAGUCCACACAGAUACAGCCCCUCUGUUUACUCUCACCAGGCCACAGAGAGCCACAGACAGACUGACAGCCCGAUGUUCCUCCAGCAGACCUCCAGCUCGCCAUUCCGGUGUUCCUACAGCCCGUCAUCAGGCCAGAACGUCUACCAGCGCCUCUCCUCUUCCCACCAAGGACACGCCCAGGACCACCCCCCAGCCUCAUACUCAAGUCCCACCCCCACUUCCUCAACAGACUCCAGGCCAGCGACAGGCUCGCUUCACCAGCAGAGUGGUAGCAGUAGCGCGGACGGAGGCUACAGCAGCAGCCACUUAAAAGCCAGCCUUUUGAACAGCAGCGGCCUGGUGGGGGCUCCUACCCCAGGAUCCCGGGUCCAUGGGCAGACUAAAACAGACUCUGGUGCGCAGGCCUCCAAAGGGAGUCAGCAUCAGGCACCUCGCAGCCUGAAGUCAGGCAGCCCAGGUCAGGCAGUGCUGCAGGCUAGCCCCAGACUGCUGUCGGCCUCCGGACCGACACACUACCCCCAGCGAGGGACGAACCUCAGUCAGUUCCAGCACUCUUCCCUCCAGGGAUCCGGAGUAAGGACACAGUCAGGAAGCUUUUAGGACCUUGUUUGUGUGUGUGUGUUUGUGUGUGUGUGCGCGCGAGUGUGAGCUGUGCAUCUCCUCAACCCCUGAGGCUGCAGUACAACAGGGAUCAGGAGUUUGGGGAGGGCAAAUGUACAGACCUAAGAAGAACAAGGACUUGUUUGAGAAUUUGUCCCAUAUUAUUUUUUGUCUUUUCUUUUCUUUCUUUUCAGAAGAAUAAAAAAAUAAUUAGCACAUCCUGCACAAAGAUGAAUCAUUGACUUUGGACAUUAUUAGCGAAUCAGAGGGAAAAGUGAUUCGGACGACACGUUCAGAGAAAAAGAAAAACAAAGAAAUCAUAUGUAAGUUGAAAUUGUUCCUCGAGAGGCUCGAUAAUGUCAGAAAUGAAAACCUUCCACACAAAUGUCUGUACAAAGUUCUACCACACCUGUGGUCACUGUGGUAUCCAGGUUGGAGAAAUGCUGAAAUGCAUAUGUAACUAAAAGCAAGAGUUAUAGUUUAAAUUGUUUGUUUUGGUCGAGGUUACCUGAUUCGGCGAGUGGCCGAGUCUGUGCUGCAGUAAUUGUUUCAUUUGGUAAGGGGGGAAGACGACCUGUUAAUCAUCCGUUAUAUAGAUGCAUUAGAGAGACGGGGAGUUUGAGCUCUCCCUGAAAACUAGGAUCAUUCCAUAGAAAUACCAGCUUCCGUUUUCUCAAACAUGAAACCAGCCCAUUUCCCCCCAGCGACCCAGCCUUGGUGUUAUCUUCUGUUCUCUCACCUCACUGGACUGUUUUGGUUUCACUUUAGGACUGCUCUGAUAUUAUACUUGAGAAAUACAGCUCUUUGAUUCAUGGUGCUGCAUGUUUUGUUUUGUUUGUAUUUGUUAUAAGUUUAUAAUCCAGUUAUGUUCCACCCCACAAGGCUGCAUUCAUUGUUUUUGUUCUCCAAAUCUACACACUCGUGCAGGAAAAAGAAGUUUAUUAGUGGGGCUAUAUUUCUAAGCCAAGCUGUUGGGUUUUCAUAUUGCAGAGUUUGUUUGUUUUUCCUCUUGUCUGACCAAUCGUUGCAUUCCGUGUGACGCUGAGGGGAAUCAGGGGCGAGGAUCUCCGAGGGAGGUGAAAAAAAAGCUGCUAUCCUCUCCUGUUGGAGCUGCUUCCCUUUCCACAGAAUGCUGUAUUUUGUUUGAAUUUUUUCCCUUUUAAUUACCAACACAUACUGACUUGUGAAGAAAGCGACGGUCCCCCGUCGGCCGCAGCAGGACCUAAGACUAAUGUCAAGGCGACAAGGGUGGCCGCCUGCUCCCUCACGUUUUCAUUUAGGACCGGAUGUGGGGGGGAAUGGCCGCGUUUGCGUGGACGACUUCAAGGACCGAGGGGACCAGUUGUGCAACUGGACACCACCACACACCCACCACUACAACUCACCACCCUCUCCCCUCACUAACACACAGGAGGGUACUCAUUUUACAUGAAUGUUUGACAGAUAUGGAAAAAAAUAAAAGUUGUGACCCAAAAUUAACCAGCACCUUAAACUGAAAGAGAUACGACCUAAAAACACAAUAGGACAUUAUGUAUGAUUAUGUGUACUUGUAUAGAAAGAAAUGUGAUAUAGACUUGUAUGGAGAAAAUAUCGUACACUGAAUUUACCGCAUGAUCUUUGUUUGUAGGGUCUGAGUGACCACCUUUUGUCAGAUGGAUGGAAGCGAAUCAUUGGGUCUGUUCUGGGGUUCCUCCAAAAACCAGGCGCUGCGUUUUUUCUGUUGUUUUUGUAAAGAUCCUUCUGUUGGUUUGCUUUUAUUUUUACACAGAUCAUAGUAGUAACUAUUUCAAUUGUUCUCCUCCAGAAGAUUUAAAAAGCAAGAGAUGUAAUGCAUUUUGAUAAUAAAACAAUCAUGAUGGUAAUGUAUUUUGAAAACUACCAUUGUGAUGGCAUCUGA